AUGAUGUCUUCCUCAAACUCCUCAUCUAGACCUGAUCAGAAAUUCAAAUCCAUUGUUGUAGCCAUGGAGGAGGAGAAUAAGAAGACAAUCAACAAUCCGAAACAAAGCUCUCUUGAAGAGGUUGUGUUUGAAAAUACGAUCCCUACUGAGAGGCCUAGUUUUGGAUUAGGCGUUGUCCAUACAGAAACAACCAUGAUGAAAAAAUAUCCACCAAAGGAUAAUAAUAUCGUUAGGUGCAAGAUCUGCAAGAAAUUCUUCCCAAACGCGAAGUCCCUUGGCGAUCACCAAUCAUGCCAUAACCAAGAGAAGGAGUUGACGAGGCAGCUAAAGAAUCUGGAGGCAAGCUCUUUCCCUGGACAAGUCUCUACGAUGAAGCCUUAUAACUCUUACCAAGAUAAGUCUAACUCUCUCUUUGGUGAGAACCCACUAGAUCCUUUGAAGCGUGUUGGACUCUCUCUUGGUCCGUUUAAGCCCAAUUUCCCUCCGUUCAAUAACAGAUUCAUGGCGAGCACUAGCCAUGGUUUUGCUUCACGGACUCCCUCACUCACUCACAACAACAAUCUACACCCUACUUUGUCCAAUGUUGAUGUUAAAUCGUGGCUUAACAGAAGUGACUAUCCACCGUUGUUCAAUCGUGGAUUCUAUGGAGGCUUUACGGACAUCAACAUGAACAUGUUUCCUCCUACGAAGAAUCCAUACAACGAGAUCCCUAUCUGUGGCUCUUCCUCAAGAAACCCCUUACCAUCAUCUUACAGAUAUGGCCCUCAUGCUUUAUCACUUGACCUCUCUCUUGGUUUACCUAACCCAAUAGGAAGCAGCAUCAACAACAACAACAGUUGCUCACAUGGCUUUCCGUUACCUGAUAUUCCUCCUCCUCCUAGUCCAUCUUGGUCCACCGGAGACAGCAGCAAUCGCAGCAGGGGAGUCACUGGAGGAGGAAUCACGACGGAUCUGAACAUGCACUUGUGGCCUAGUGUGGUUGAUUCAGUCACUAGGAACGAUCCUCCUCCUCCAGCCACCAAUCUUUCCAAGGAUGAGAAUGUCUCAAAGGGAAAAAACGAAAUCCGUCUUUUUGGGAUAAGGAUAACUAACGAGGUGGCUGAAGAUCAUACUGAGGUUUAG
This is a messenger RNA of Microthlaspi erraticum, 1122 nucleotides long. Lineage: Eukaryota; Viridiplantae; Streptophyta; Magnoliopsida; Brassicales; Brassicaceae. The record is from the annotation of a GenBank genome assembly.